Cavia porcellus (domestic guinea pig) is the source of this 2096-nucleotide messenger RNA. RefSeq names its product paraoxonase 3 (gene Pon3). The transcript has 9 exons. The record is from RefSeq and is a predicted model, not a curated record. Gene Ontology annotation, biological process: response to toxic substance. Lineage: Eukaryota; Metazoa; Chordata; Mammalia; Rodentia; Caviidae. The coding region runs from base 317 to 1381 and encodes 354 amino acids. Gene Ontology annotation, molecular function: arylesterase activity.
GCAGCACAGACACCGGCUGGUGCUCUGGCCAAACCCCUGCUGUAAACGGAACCUCUGGGAGAACAGGCAGAGGGAGGAAGUGAAGAAGAAGGGGAAGCAGAGGGGGAGAGGAAGAGAGGAGGGGAGGGAAGGUGGCCUCAGAACCCCGCGGAGGCCGCGCCCCAGCGAGUGCUCUUGCAGGUGCCCUUGCAGGUGCCCUCAGCAGCUGCGCAGGCCGCGCCCAGCCCCGGCCCCCAGAGGCUGCAGGCCUGGGAGGUGCCAGCCCUCACCCUCUGAGCCAGAGUGAUAAGGGCUGCUGGGCCGCUGGGCGCGGACGAUGGCGAAGCUAGCGACAUGGAUCCUGCUGGGGACCGGUCUGGCCUUUUUGGGGCAGAAGUUUGUGACUUUUAGAGAAAAAAUGAAUGCAUCUCGAGAAGUGGUGCCAGUAGAACUCCAGAAUUGCCACCUUAUUGAGAAACUCGAAAAUGGCUCUGAAGAUAUUGAUAUACUCCCUUCGGGGCUGGCUUUUAUCUCAACUGGACUAAAGUAUCCAGGCGUGCCAGAUUUUGCUCCAGGUGAGACAGGAAAAAUCUUCUUGAUAGAUCUGAAUGAGCAAGUCCCGAGGGCACAAGCGCUAAAAAUCAGUGGAGGUUUUGAAGAAGCACUGUUUAAUCCACAUGGGAUCAGUACUUUCAUCGGCAAAGAUGGCACUGUGUAUCUUUAUGUUGUGAAUCAUCCUCUCCUGGAGUCCACCGUGGAGAUAUUUAAAUUUGAAGAACAGCAACGGUCUCUCACAUACCUGAAAACUAUAAAACAUGAACUUCUCAAGUGUGUGAAUGACAUUGUAGUUGUUGGACCAGAGCAAUUUUAUGCCACCAGAGACCGCUAUUUUGCCAGUUUCCCCUUGGUACUUCUUGAGAUGUUCUUCGAUCUUCACUGGACUUACGUCACGUUCUACAGCCCAAGUGAGGUCAAAUUGGUAGCCAAGGGAUUUGGUACUGCCAAUGGAAUCACAGUCUCACCAGACCAGAGGUAUAUUUAUGUGGCUGAUAUAAGAGAUAAGAAGAUUUAUGUAAUGGAAAAACAUGAAAACUGGGAUUUAACUCAACUGAAGGUACUACAAUUGGAAACCUUGGUGGAUAACCUGAUUGUUGAUCCCACCACGGGAGAUAUUUGGGCAGGAUGCCAUCCCAAUCUCUUCAAGCUGAUGCACUAUAACCCUGAGGAUCCUCCCGGGUCAGAGGUACUACGCAUCCAGAAUGUUUUAGCAGAUAAACCAACAGUGAGCACUGUCUACGCCAAUAAUGGUUCUGUGCUUCAGGGUUCCUCAGUGGCUGCUGUGUACAAUGGGAAAAUUCUCAUAGGCACUGUGUUUCACAGGGCUCUUUAUUGUGUGCUCUAGACUUCAGAUAACCCUGAACCGCAACAUGAUUGAUAAAAAUAAAUUUGUUGUUACAUAAGUUUAAAAAGAGUUAAAGGAAAUUACAUUGUAGUCACUAAAAGCAAUGACAGUCCACCAAAAUGCCAGAGUGCACCUCAUGUGUCAAAUAUCCUCAAUACAGGCUGUGGCCAUGGAAGCUUCCAGCUCACUAAGAGCCUUCAAUAACUGUGGCAAAAUGCCUUCUACAACUGUAAUGUUGAGUUUCCAGUACUCCAGUCCAUGAGAAAAACCAUGUUCAAGGAGCUGUGAUUUCUCUUCUCUUCACUCAGUUUUGAUGGAGACCAACUGUUAAUCAAGUUCCUCUGCCUUCAGCUAAAAGCAAGAAUUGGUAUCAAGAGACUUUCCAAAACCAGUCUCCCCAAGUACAGUGCAAUCAGGAUCAGUGAAGUUUGCUAGACACACAAGGCCACUGUGGUUGUUUGUAUUAGGUUUUUCUUUAUAUCGGUAUUUGUGUGUCAAAUAUUAUUAAUACUGCUUCACUCUGAACCAUGAGAUGCAGCCUUGAGGCAUCAUAUUGUGCAACUUUCAGCUUUCUUUGCUGGUUAUUUCAAUAAGCAUUUAUUAAGCAACCUCUUAUACACUUGUCAUUAAUAAAUCUGAAAUGAAUAAGAUGGUCCUGAUCUACAUAUGUUCAUCAACAGAUGGCUGAAUAAAGAAAAUGUAGUGUUUACACACA